GGGCUGCGGGCCGCGGUUGCUGAGGGCGCCGCGGUGCCGCGGCUCCCCCCAGCAGCCCCCCGCUGUCGCCAUGGCGCUGUGCGGCCGCUCCGCGCUGCUCCGGCCGGGCCCGACCCCUCGCCCCUCGUCCCGCCGCGCCCCCGCCGCCGCCGAAGCCUUCGUCAGCUGCAGCCGCCUUCGAAACAUUCAGAGUAUCCUGACACAGAGCAGCAAAUCUCAGCCUGAUGGAAUCCUUUGCAUUUUAGGAAUAGAUAGCCGAUACAACGAAGGUUGCAGGGAACUGGCAAACUAUCUGCUUUUCGGCUUGUAUAGUCAGAGUAACAAUGACUUCGAGAGAACUGGUUUCCCUGAAGAAGUGCUUGAUGAUAUAAUCAUAUUAAUAAAACCUGAUAGUGUCCAUCUGUACUGUAACCCUGUGAAUUAUAAUCAUCUUUUGCCAUAUGUGGCAUUUUGGAGGAACUUGCAUUUUCACUGUCUAACUGAAAAUGAGUAUGAAGAUGAAGAAGCUGCAGAGGAGUUCAAAAUUUCCAGCUUCGUAGACAUGGUUCGAGAUUGUAGUCGCAUUGGUAUUCCAUACAGCUGCCAAGGUCAUCUACAGAUAUUUGAUAUGUUCAUUGUUGAAAAGUGGCCAAUAGUGCAGGCUUUUGCACUGGAAGGAAUUGGGGGUGACGGCUUCUUUACAAUGAAAUACGAACUAAUGGAUGUCAGCGUUGAUUUGUGGAAAACAUACAGCAAGAUGGAUCCAGUUUCCUUGGAGGACUUGGUAUUUGAGGAUUUAAUGACUUUUGAGCAUCAGUGGACCAACUUUUUUGCUAAUUUUGAUACUGAAAUUCCCUUCAUUCUGGAACUGUCAGAAUCUCAGGCAGGGGAGCCUUUCAGAAGUUAUUUCAGUCAUGGAAUGAUCUCAAGCCAUAUAACUGAUAACAGUCCCAGCCGGCAGCCUUUUGUUCUGUUUGGUAGCCACUCAACUAGAGAAAACUUGAACUCCGGUAACUUCAAUUUUCCAUCGGAAGGACAUCUUGUUCGAAACACUGGCCUUGGUGGAAGCACUGCUAAACAUAUGGUAGUGCAGUGUGUGUCUCCAAAGGGACCUCUGGCUUGUUCCAGGACCUAUUUUUUUGGAACCACUCAUGUUCCUUUCCUGGGAAAUGACAGUGAGAUGCACAAGAAACCUGAACAAGUUAUGCUGUUGUCGCAAAUAUAUACUGCUGUUGUAGAGGCUGUGCUUGCUGGCAUUGAGUGCUAUGCUAAAACUUCCACUGAAUCCAAGGCAAAGGAGGGAGCAGAGCAGAUGUUUAUGUCUAUGUUAGAUACCCUACAUUUAGCACAACUUAAAACAGUGUUAAGCUCUAAAAUUGCUUUUCAAAUUCAGGCUGUGAACAAUCAUGGAAGAAUUACUUCAUUAGAUAAUGAGGAUAGCCUGAGUCUGAUUAAAACGGCGUCUAUGAUGGUGUUUGACAUUCCAGACUUGCUCACAGGAAGAGGAUGCUUGGGAUCUGUUGUCUUUUCAGAGUCCUUCCUAACAUCACAGAUACAUGUAAAAGAAAAAGAUGGCAGUAUUAAUUCAGAAACCAGCCACAUAAUAUUGACUGCAGCUAUCCCAAGAUACGCAUCUUGGCUGGUUGAAGAUAGUGAUGUGAAACUGUCUGAAAAAGCACAGCUAAUAUUAAAGGAAGACAAAUCUUUUCUGGGCACUUUACUUACUGGAGGUGAUGGAGCAUAUAUUUAUUCUAGCAAUCCACAGGCCAUGCCUGCAGAAGGCAAACUGUACUUCUUCUCAGACGGUAUUCUCUUUUCUGACCCCCACCAUGGCAGCAUUUCCAUUUCAAAGGACCAUAUGAAUUCCCUUUGUCUCUAUGAUGGGGAUUCAACCAGUAUUGUUGCUGCUCUCUUUAUAGACUUCAAAAGCUCCUUGCUUACUCAUCUACCAAUUGAAUUCCAUACCCAAGAUAACUUUUUGAUGAUUGCACUUUUCCCCAAAACGAAGAUUUAUAAAGCUUUUUAUUCACAGGUUUUCUCUUCAUGGCAAAACCAGAGAAACUCAGGAUUAUGUUUAAGAGUUGUCCAAGAAGAAUUUCUGUCAGUGGCACAGAAGAGACUACAUUCCAGUGGUCAGAAGCUAUUUAAUUAUUUGUCUUUUCCUUCUGGGGAAAGAUGCAGUGAACUGAAAAUAUCUGCUGCCCUCCCAGAAUUAGAGAGGUUUGUGCAGCAUUUUACUGUCAGCAGCGUCAGUCGCGAGCCAAUAAUGAGAGCACAUCUUCCUAUUUUAUUGCAAGAGUCAGAAAUCAUUCCUGAGAGCAAAGCAGAAAGUGAAAAGGUUGUUAUCACCAUUAUAACAGGUCUUCCAGGAUGUCGCAGCAGCGAUCUGUGCGCUUUUCUUGUAACUUUUAACAAGGAGCAUGGAAGGUGGAUAGUUUAUCGGCAGACUAUGGAUAGUCCUGAAUGUUUCAGUGCAGCACACUUCCAGCGUUAUCUCUCCAGUGUCCUGGAGGCUCAGCAAAACCACAGUGUCCGUCAGUCCACUUAUGCUAGAAAGAACAAGCGGCUCUUAGUGGUCUUGCAAGGAUACACUGAUGUGAUUGAUGUUGUACAGGCUCUACAAACUCAUCCUGACCCAGAUGUAAAGUCCUCUUUCAUCAUUGGAGCAGUUAAUACUUGUGUAGAGCCACUGAGUUGCUAUAUAGAGCACAGACUUCUUUUUCCCAAGUUCUUGGACCAGUGCUCACAAGGACUGGUGAGUAAUGUGAUUUUCACAAGUCACGCUACAGAGCAGAAGCAUCCGCUCCUUAUGCAACUGCAGAGCCUGAUCCGAGCGGCAAAUCCUGCUGUUUCGUUCAUCUUGGCAGAAAAUGGAGUUGUGACUAGGAAUGAGGAUAUUGAAUUAAUUCUCUCAGAAGGCAGUUUCUCAAAUCCUCAGAUGAUGAGAGCUCGAUAUUUAAUGUAUCCUGGCUGGUAUGAAGGCAAAUAUGGAGCUGGGUCUGUGUUUCCUCCAAUGGUUCAGAUCUGUGUAUGGUUUAAUCGUCCUCUAGAAAAAACACGAUUUGUGACCAAAUGUAAAGCAAUUAAGUCAUUGCUCAAGCCAAGUCCUUUUUCUGGAAACAUUUAUCACAUCAUGGGCAAAGUUAAGUUUUCAGAUUCUGAUAAAAUGAUUGAAGUCUGUCACAACACAUCAUCUAACUCACUAAGCCUUGUGCCUGUUCAGGAGGGGCCAACUCCUCCUGAUGCAAGAAACGAUAGCAGAGAUUGCAGCAGUCAACAGGAGUGCUUCCUUGUGUUCAUUGGCUGCUCUCUUAAGGAAGAGGAUAUAAAAGAUUGGCUCAGAGAAACUGCAAAACAGAAACCUCAGAGGAAAGCCCUGAAGACUAGGGGAAUGCUAACCCUUCAGGAAAUAAAAAACAUUCACGUAAAACGCCAUUUGGAUCCGCUUCCAGCUGGUUAUUUUUACAAUGGGACUCAAUUCGUGAAUUUUUUUGGUGACAAAAUGGAUUACCAUCCGUUAAUGGACCAAUUCAUGAAUGAUUACUUGGAAGAAGCCAACCGGGAAAUAGAGAAGUACAACAGAGAAUUAGAAGAACAAGAGUAUCAUGAUCUCUUUGAGCAGAAGACAUAAGCACAUGUAUUCUGUGGAUUUCUGAACUACCUACUGUCAGUAACCAAAAAUGCUGUUGUCCUUGCUGGUUAACUAGAAAAUGUAAGUGAAAUGUCAGUUUUCAGCACUCCUUAUAAAACUAAGAGAUCAUUCCUGUAAGGUUGGCAUUUUUAAUAUGGUAACUGCUUAGUUGUUUGUAUUGUCAGGUUUGCUUCCACUUCACCUUAAUUCCAGACUGUAAAAAGUGUCACCUGGAAUCGCUGGCUAGCAGUGGAAAUUUCUUUAAAAGAAGAAAAGCUGGAAAGGUUUAUUUCCUAGCAGGUCAAAAUGCAAGCAUGGGUUUGGUCCAUCAUGCAGAUGGUCAAACAACUUUAAUCUCUUGAUGUCCCCUGAAACUUGUUGCACAGGAGCGUAAAUGAGCAGUGGUAUACUUCAGUUUGUGGGAUUGGGGGAUGUUCCUAAAGCGAGAAAUGGGGGAACGUUCCAAAAGCUCUGAAGAGAAUCUAACGCUACUGCUGUUAGGGUGUUCCCAAAGCGAGAAAUGGGGGAACGCUUCAAGAACUCUGAAGAGUACCUGAUCCUGCUGCUGUAAGGGUGUUCCUAAAGCGAGAAAUGGGGGAAUACAUAAACCUCUGCUCUUUUUCUGAGGGGACAGCAUGUCUCAAACCUCUGCACAGUUUGAAUCCGCGGUCAAAGUUUUGACUUCUUAAAGAAAAGAUGUUUAUACAUUUCAGGGUGAAAUGAGAUAGGUGGAGAUCUCUCUCUUCCCAGUGGUGUUAUAGCAAUUCAGGUCAUAUUUUCUAGAAUCUGUAACUUGUGAUUCUUUAAAGGAUUAUCUCUGAAGGAUUCUUACUUCAGUAGUAAAAACUAAGCAGAGCAAGAAAAGGGGGAGAGUAUGAAAAGCCAGGAUUCUUUAGUUAAAGAAUUGCUCUUUGUGAAAAAGACUCACUUCCAAAGGUAAAAAAUAUCUGAAGAUGUACUUGAAAUAGGAAAGAAGUUGUCUGGGAAACUUCCAGAAAAAAUUGCACACAGUAACAUCUCACUAGGUUUUAAUUACUUGCACCAAAACCUUUACAGUUACUAAAUGAUACUGUAAUAGGAAUUUGGGCAACUUGUCCUGUAACGUAAUUUAGUGCAAUUUUAAGUGAGACUUCAUAGAUCACUGACUGAAGGCUUACGUGGUACCCCAGCAGCUACUUAAACAUAAUUAUUGAAAGCUUAUUGAAUAAGCAGAUUAUUGUAGCGUGCUGUGUGUUCAGAAUUUAGUCAGAUGAAAAAAGUCCAAGAGGGAUUUUGAUUUUCGUAUUCCUUUGCUUUAGGAGUAGUUCCAUCUUUUAAUACAACUGCUGCCUUUCUUUUUGGUCAGAUGUAUACAAUGCAGUAAGAAAUCGAAUGAUUUGUUACAGUACACUUUAAGUACAUAACGUGUUCAGUCUCUUUUUGUGGGAGGAAAAUGAGGUUUAAAUCCUGCCGUGAAACCUAAGGCUACAUACAGUUUUACACCUUAUUUAAGAAAUAUAUUUUUUACCUUUGGAAUCUGAAAUGGCUGAAACUUCAAUAAGUCUGUCAAAAACUGAAACGCCUUGUAGGUAGAGUUUCAGUUCGUGUUGUUACUAGCUGGCUUGGUGCCCGUGCUGCAAUGGUGAUGCAGUACAGAUGUGGAAUUCCAGGUGCUGCAGACUGGGAUAUAGGUGUUGAUAAGGUUUCGUUAAUAGCUUUCCUAUUAGAUUUAAAAAGCUGUCUGAACUUAAUUUUUUGUUUUGCACACCACGAGACUUUAUAAACUACUUGUAUCCUGUUAAAUUUCAUUAAAAGCCAGCAAUUAGUUUGUGUGUCUAGGCUUUUCGGGGUAACCCAUAUUACAGGUAUAGAGCAUCAUGAUAAGGCUCGUGAGUUUAUCUAUGCAUGGCUAUACUUUAGUCUUCAUAUACUGUAGUGCCUGGUAGAGAAAUGUAGCUAGCAGUGGAUUUGGGGGGCAAGCAGGUGCUUACAAGCUAAGUACAGUUGGCUGCAUGAAACUAUAUAUUGAAAUCAGACCAGGAUUAUUAGAGUGCAGAAUUCUGGAGGUAACACUGCAAUAAAAGGGGCAUUAGGAAAUUCUUACCAAGUUAUAGUUCUUAGCCAAUAAACUUAGUGUAAACCCCGCGUGCUCCUUCCCAGUACAAGUUAUCUAAUCUGCAAAGCCAUAUUUCUAGGAUAGCGGUAUGACUACGUGAUGUCAGGAGAAACACCAUUUGCAGAGCCGACGGGCACUCCCUUGAUGCUUUGUCUCAGCUUGCAAGUCAGUAACGGUGUAGUUAAGUGCAAUUGAUUGAACGAUAGAUGACGAUACUGUAGCUUAUUUUGCUCUGCUGAACUCUUUUUAAGAACUCCAAUUUGUGCAGCUCUUGAAAAUGGCUGUCGAUGGGGCUAACUCAGCUGCGGCUGGCGUAGCAGCUUGCAAUCCCAAACGCAGUGUCUCAUGAACAAAAAGGAAAUAAGCAUAUCAAAUUGGUGUGCUACUGUGCAAAUUGAGGUGUUCUCUAAAAACUGCAUCAGAAGAGCUCUGAGCAAAGGCCUAGUAUACUUAUAUACUGUACUGCAUGCUAUAUGGUAAUAGCUGUGUAUUUUGAAGACCUUUCACCAUACUGGUACUAUUUCAAUUAAUCUAUUUUGGUAUUGAAAUAAUUUGAUUACCUCAAUUUUUUUUUAGUUUUUAACUGUGACUUUAAAAGUGAAAAAUUACUGAAAUAGUGAAACUGUGACAAUGGUAUCCUUUAAACAUAGUAGUGCCUUGCAGACGAUGCCAUUUAUGCACGAAGCAUAGCAUAAAUGGCCAUCGUGGGUUGUAUUGCUUGCACCCUCUUUUUUUAAAGGAAAAAAACGGUUUUGGUGAAAGGACUUAAAAUUAACGUAGCGAAGAAUAUUAGCACAAAUGGUAAACUGUUAAAAGAAAACUCUUUGAGGACUAAAACGUAUAAAUGCGUGAUGCUGCUGAUAGUUUAAUAGCAGUUGCUGAUUCUUUUGGAGUUACUUCUAACAGUCAGCAGCACUUUUUUUUUUUAGAAGAGCAUAACUUUUGUACUCUGGUCAGAGAGAUUUAUACUGUGUCAAACCCCAUCUGUAGGGCAAGCUGCUUUCCUCGCUGUUUUGAAGUCGAGGUAAGGAUUGAGUUAAAGAUCUAGUUUUUGAAAAUUUUUUAGCUACUGUAAUAAUAAUAAAAAAGCACCAUUUCUAAACCACAAAUGUUUGGAUACAGAAAAAGUGCCAUUACACUGUUCCAAUAUGUUUUACUGUAUUUUGACAAUUGGUAACAGUAACUUUGUGUCCAGACAUUUCUGAAAUUGGGAAGAAAUGCUGAGAGUCCUCAAGGGGUUUACGUGCUUUGCUGACCCUCAUGUUAGCAGGUUGUGGUGUUUUUUUUUUCCCCUCAUGGAGAAUGAGUGUGAUCAGAAGUUACUGAAGUUAUAGGGAGAAAAAUGUGAUAAACUUAAGAGAGGAACACUUGCAACUUGGACUGCGCUGCAAUCUCGGAGUAUUUUAUGGUAAGCUGUGCAAUUUGGUCUUAGUCCGAUUUUACACUUUGCAAUUAAUGACUGAUUGCAGGGAGCAUCUAAGUUGCAUGUAGAAGUUCUCUAAUAAGUUUCUUUUAUUAUUAUUUUUUAAUUGAAACUUUUCUGAAUUUGCACAGAUUUAAGCUCUGGAAUACUUUGGUAUUCUUAAAAGGGAAAAAAACGUAACUAGUAUAGUGAAUUGUGAACUGUGAGUUGUUAGAACUGCAUCAUUGAUCUAAUUUUAGAUUGUUUAAAAAUGUACCUCAGAAAGCUAGUGAGAAAUUGCUUCAUUUUUACACAAGUUAGAUACUAAUGUAACACUUCUCACUUUACAAUGUGCCAAAAUUCACUUUUAUACUAGUUCUCAAUGCUUUAAUAUUUGCAAUUUUAAGUUAAAAACUUGUAUUUACAAACACUACUGUAACUUCAGUUAAACUGAAUUGUGUGAUUGAAGCUUUUUGCCUGUUGUAUUUAUUACACAACUUGAUUCAAUAAAUAUAAAAUUACCUUUCCAUUUAUUUUUGUAUUGUUUUACAUGUUUAUACCUGCAGUUUGUGUGACUUUUACACUUGUAACUCAGAUGUGAUGGAAAGAACCAAUAAACAGUCUCCAUCUGC
Molecule: messenger RNA, 7739 nt
Organism: Cygnus olor (mute swan)
Lineage: Eukaryota; Metazoa; Chordata; Aves; Anseriformes; Anatidae
Gene: DNAAF9
Product: dynein axonemal assembly factor 9
Exons: 37
Coding region: 71-3610 (1179 amino acids)
Source: RefSeq, a predicted model, not a curated record